AUGAAGAAACUGCUUUGCUGCUCGACUUUUCUACUGUCAUUUUCCCUAUUGUCGGAAGCUCGACCUGCACUGGAGAAAGAUUAUAAUAUCGAUCAUUUUGAGAUCAGCAGCGAUACUAAUGGUCAAUCAUUUUCCUAUAAAACGUUGGACAACCAAUGGCGCGACGAAACGGUUGAGCUCAACCCCAAAACCGGAGUGGUGGUAAUAUCUGGCUGGUACAGAUACAUCGGACCGGACGGUAUCACCUAUCAGGUCAAGUACGUGGCGGACGAGAACGGUUUUCGACCGCUCGGGACGCAUCUGCCCGGUGCCAAUUUGACCGAUCCGAACGCAUUCAACGUGUUUACACCGCUCGUCGAUAGUGGCGUUUCGCGAACAGUGUUGCUAUCAUUGGUUGGAUAG
Molecule: messenger RNA, 402 nt
Organism: Anopheles marshallii
Lineage: Eukaryota; Metazoa; Arthropoda; Insecta; Diptera; Culicidae
Product: larval cuticle protein 65Ag1-like
Exons: 3
Coding region: 1-402 (133 amino acids)
Cellular component (GO): chitin-based extracellular matrix
Molecular function (GO): structural constituent of chitin-based larval cuticle
Source: RefSeq, a predicted model, not a curated record